Molecule: messenger RNA, 6200 nt
Organism: Odocoileus virginianus texanus
Lineage: Eukaryota; Metazoa; Chordata; Mammalia; Artiodactyla; Cervidae
Gene: GPR21
Product: G protein-coupled receptor 21
Biological process (GO): G protein-coupled receptor signaling pathway
Cellular component (GO): membrane
Molecular function (GO): G protein-coupled receptor activity
Source: RefSeq, a predicted model, not a curated record
CAGUCUAAAUUCUGCUUAAUCUACGAAAAGGGGGGGUUCCAGACCGACGAGGAAACAGUUUUCAGACGCUGCACUGCAAGCAUGUUAAGUUAUCCCCCCACUGUGCAGUCUGGAAAUCGGGGAGCAAUUUUCUGGCAGUGAAUUCUAAUGAGCUGCUAAAGAUGCCAGAGCGAGUGCGUGCACCCGGGCGUUUUCUUCUUUCCCCUCCCCCGCCUCUUCCUUUUCCCAAGCCCCCUCUUCUCCCUAUUUCUCCUCCUCCUCCUUUAUCCCCUCCCUCUGUGUCUCAGUUCUGCAGUAAACGAGGCUGAGGCACAUUCCUGCUUUGCAAGGCUUUCUGCUAAGGAUGUUCUGUGGCUUUUGUUUGGAUUGCAGCAUGCAGAAUUACAGCUGUUCAGAGGAGACUCAUUACAACUCCUGCUGAAGUCCUAGCCUUCCUCCCUUCUCUUCUGCCCCUGCCCCCCACCCUCACUGGCUGAAGACCUUGUACCCAGAGUUUGCCUUACUCCCCUGGUGCUAUGUGUAUGGUAAACCUGGUACUAUGGCCGCAUCUGGGACUGGCCAGACAACUGCUGCUGGUACUCCCUAUUCCAAGAAGGAUUUAAAGGGGAAUUACACUGCAGGCAAUGCACCAGAGCGGCAGCAUCGCGAGCUUGGGGACUAAGGCUCCUCGGGCAUUAUUGCAGACACACAGAGCUGACCGCAAUGACAGCAGCUGCUCCUUUGAACUGUUGGCAGCAGCCAAGCGGCAGCAUGAAGUGAAAGAUCACUCCUGAGCUCAAGAUGAACUCUACCUUGGAUGGUAAUCAGAGCAGCCACUCUUUUUGCCUCUUGGCAUUUGGCUACUUGGAAACUGUCAAUUUUUGCCUUUUGGAAGUAUUGAUUAUUGUCUUUCUAACUGUGUUGAUUAUUUCUGGCAACAUCAUUGUGAUUUUUGUAUUUCACUGUGCACCUUUGUUGAACCACCAUACUACAAGUUACUUUAUCCAGACCAUGGCAUAUGCUGACCUCUUGGUUGGCGUAAGCUGCCUGGUCCCUUCUUUAUCACUCCUCCACUACCCGCUUCCAGUAGAGGAGUCCUUGACUUGCCAAGUAUUUGGUUUUGUAGUAUCAGUUCUGAAGAGUGUCUCCAUGGCCUCUCUGGCCUGUAUCAGCAUUGAUAGAUAUAUUGCUAUCACUAAACCUUUAACCUAUAAUACCCUGGUUACACCCUGGAGACUACGUCUGUGUAUUUUCCUGAUUUGGCUAUAUUCCACCCUGGUCUUCCUGCCUUCCUUUUUCCACUGGGGCAAACCUGGAUAUCAUGGAGAUGUGUUUCAGUGGUGUGCGGAGUCCUGGCACACCGACCCCUACUUCACCCUGUUCAUCGUGAUGAUGUUGUAUGCCCCAGCAGCCCUUAUUGUGUGCUUCACCUAUUUCAACAUCUUCCGCAUCUGCCAACAGCACACAAAGGAAAUCAACGAAAGGCAAGCCCGCUUCAGCAGCCAAAGUGGGGAGACUGGGGAGGUGCAGGCUUGUUCUGAUAAGCGUUAUGCCAUGGUCCUAUUCCGAAUUACUAGUGUGUUUUACAUCCUCUGGUUACCAUACAUCAUCUACUUCUUAUUGGAGAGCUCUACUGGCCACAGCAACCGCUUCGCAUCCUUCUUGACCACCUGGCUUGCUAUUAGUAAUAGUUUCUGCAACUGUGUCAUUUAUAGUCUUUCCAACAGUGUUUUCCAAAGAGGACUAAAGCGCCUAUCAGGGGCCAUGUGUACUUCUUGUGCAAGUCAGAUGGUAGCUAAGGACCCUUACACAGUUCGGAGCAAAGGCCCUCUUAAUGGAUUUCAUGUCUGAAGUGGUUCAAAUAUUGAGUCACUCUGUGUUUUGUGUGUGUGUGUUUCCUUUUUAUCUUUUUGUAUUUCUAGUUCUCUGGGAAAUGUGGGACAAAAUAAUUUGAUUCUAAGCUAUAGCUAACAAGUGAUCCAUCCAAAAUACCUUGUUAAGUUUGCAGAAAUGAUUUUUUUAAAUGCUUUUGAAUGAGAAGAAUCAGGACCAUGAGGAUAAAUUGCUGUUCAUAAUGUCAUGGAAGUGACUGUAUUUCUCAGAUUUAAAAAUGAAUAAAGCCAUAUCUAACACCUCUCCAGCUGGCAUGACUGAACCUGGUUGUGAAAAGCGUCAGCAUUUUUAAGUCUUUGUUUUCUUGUGCUUUUCUGGGUUCUUUCCAGCUGUUUAGGCUUCAUGUACAAUUGAUUUAAUAGGGAAUAUUAAAAUACAGUGAUGAAUUAACUGUAUAGUAAUUAAGUGAUGAAUUCUUCAUGUAUGUCAAGGUAUAACUAUGCUGCAGGUUUCCACACUGUCCUUCAGAAAGCCGAAUGUUUUGUCUUAUUCUCUUGAGAAAAUUCUCAAUGCAGUGAAUAAUGUGAAAACUAAAACAUUAAUUUUAAAUUUGUGCAUUGAAUUGUGAAGCAAAAGUACAGUCAAAUUAUAUAAUUUAUAUAAAAAACUAAGAUAUAUUUUGUGCCAUCCUUCACUGAGACCUAAAGAGAUGUAUGUACUGAAAGUGAUUGUGUUCUAGUAUUUUUGCCCAUGCCCUUGUGUAUGUAUUAAGAAUAUUUGAAUUGAGUUAGAUUUCUCUUUUAUAGCCAAAUGCAUUUUAAUAACCUGAAAAAUAAUUAAAUGAUAGGCUUAUGGCUGCCACUUUUAUAAUGGUGAAAAUACAUUAAAAUGUAUCUUUAGUUUCUCUGCUUUUUUUAUCUAGAGACCUUUUGAAAUAUUAGAAUAUCAGGAAAAAAAGCAUCCUAAGCAACUUGAGUCAGAAAAUACACUAUACAUUUAGCUAGUUCUUUUUUUUAAAAUAGAAGGCAUUGAUUGAGGUGUUCUCUUUGUAGUUAAAUAAAGUGGCAACUAAUUCUUUUUAAGAGCAUUCUUUCAGUCAGUGUGAAGAAAUCCAUAUUUAGUGUUAAGGAAUGAGAGAAGAAAUUCUGAUUAAGUCUCCAUUGCUAUUCUCUUUCUGGGGAAAAAAAAGAAACAUCAUUGGGUUACAGUUCAUUUGCUCAAAUAGGUUUUGUUUUGUUUUUUUUUUUCAGCCAAAAUACUAGCAAAAUCUAUAGAAUUAGUAAUUGAGAGUGCUGUGUAUUUGUAUGUAUAGUGCUGUUUGGUUUCUCAAAGUGGUUAUGUUUAGAGCAAGAGGUUUAUUUUUCUAAAAGGAAAGAAGGAUUUCCCAGCAGCUCCAGGCAUAAAGUAUUUCCUUUGCUUUCUGCUGGUUUUAAUGUUUUGGAAGUCUUCAGGGAACUUGCAUGAUCUCUGCCUUUGGCUAGAUGUUGUAAUAGGAAUGUGACAGUGGUGUUCAGUGAGAUGGAAGAUAGAAGAAAACGAAGGGAAAUGGGUUAAAGUGGAUUUUUGAGUCCAGGGAAGGAUAUGGAUAUUUGUAAAACAGGCAGAUAUCGUUUGGUUUUCCAUCUUACUCCCAUUUGAAAUAAAGGAUAGCAUUCUUAUGAUGUUAGAUUUUAGAGAUUUGCUUUUAACCUCAAAAUCAUUCUACUUAAGCAUUUUUAUUUUUAAGAGAACAAGUAUUAGCAUAAACAUUUAAAUUUCAGAUUCUGAGUUAUUCCCAAAAGCUUGAAAAUUUGGUUCUAAGUUAUUUCAAAAUUUAGAACUCCUGCUGAAAUUGUGAGUUAACAGUGGCUUUGUUAAGUUGCCAUUUGAAGUAGAAAACCUUCUGUUAGAUUCUGAAAAAUAGCUAUAUAUAAUUUCCCUUUAUUUAAGUGGCACAGAUUUUUUUUAAAAAUUUCUCUCUUUCAUGUAUAUAUUAAAGAAUGUAAACUGUUCAAAUUGGCACAGUUUGCUUGUCAGUUUUUAGUUCUGCCAAUAUGGUAAUCAUAAAGAUUAAUUUUUAUAGAAAACUGAUGUUAAAUCUACUAAUUAGUCAGUUAGCAUCAGUUUUUACUUUUGGGACGACUGAGCCCUUUUAAUUUUUUCUUGCAGUAGGGUUCUGUCUUAGAGAAAACAGAAAGGCUUUUGGAAAAGAUUUUUUGGAAAUUUUAUGAAGAUGAGGAAAUCUGUUUAAUUUUCUGGAAAUGGCUAAUCACACUGAUAUUUUAAUGACUGGAAAGGCAACAGUUCUUUUAAUAAGAGCUUUUGUUAAUGGAUUUUUACAUUUUUGCCCUAAUACCAAAUUUAGAUGUUGUCAGAGGUUCCCCCCCCCUCAACCCACCGCAGAUUAGAACCUCUAUCAAUGUCUCAGCCUAAAACUAAAGUAGAAGUUAAGUAGAUAUAGUAAUUUUAAAGGAAAACAAACCACCACCACCCCACCCGCCCUCUGUGAGGCUUGCUUAAUAUCAGAUGUCUUUCCAGUUUAUCUUGUCACCAUUGGACCUUGUAAAUGCUAAGGUUUCUUUCAGGUAUCAAUUCUGUUCUCAUAUUCCUUAUCUGUACUGCUUUUACAUUUUUGUUUUCUUGAGGUAUGUGCAUGCUGGGGAGAAGAGAUGUGUCUGGAUACAAUCAUACAGUCUUCUCUGGCUGAGGCAGUUUCUGUGUGAUAUAUUUGCAGAGUUUGUAUGUAUUUAUAAGUAACCUUUUCAUCCUGGCCUAUUUAUUGCAACAUUUAAUGACAUUUUGUUUAAAUACCAGUUUUAACUGGUUGAGAAUGAGAAAAAGUAUUAGAGUCAGUCACCCUAGGCUUUGGCAAGACAAGCCUAUUUAACUUUAUAUGGUAUAUGACUGAUAUCAGAGGAAGUGUAAGCUUUUUGUGAUUGUGUUGAAAUUAUUUCAUAGGAAAUUUAAAAAUAAGACUAUACUAGUUGUAUCUGUAGUUAAUUGUGUUUUUAAUACAAUGAUUUCACUGAAGGUGUGUUUUUUGCUCUUAGAGUGGAAAAGCAAUUACAAAAGGACAAUUAUUCCACUUUAAUGAAAAAAUUGUCUUACAGCAGAAUGGCUAUUUGCAUUUUUCAUGGACCUGUUAGUUCUUACCCUAAAUCCCAUUUUGAAAAGGAUUUUCUUUAAGGUUUAUUGCUGGAUAAAUACUAUUUUGAGCCUCUUAAAUGACUUUUCCUUUUUACUUGAAUAAUGGUCUCAGUAUUUUAAGAAUUGGGAAAACUUGAAUUUUUUGUACUGUUAAAUGCAUUUACUCUUCACCUCUUUGAACUUGAAAAUGAAGCAACAGGGUUACGAGUUCCCAGGUGGUAUAGUGAUUUCUGGGAGUUUCCUCAGCUUUUCAGGUUUGAUUAAAACAUCAGCUUUUGAUGAUGAUGUAGGAAUUUUACUGACUCUGUGUUUUUGUAUCAUAAAAGACUUGUGAAAUAAAUUAUUGACAAACCGGAAUUUAUUGCUAUAUGAAGAGAUUUGGGGAAGUUUAAGGAUGGGGAGAAUCAUCGAAUUAUGAAAAAAUUCUAAAGGCUUCAUAAGUCAUUUGUGUUGAUUUUUAUGUACUUUUUCCAUUUCAGGUUAAAGUUUUAUAUUAAAUAUACAUAUUAUUAAUAUAUUUUGCAGACCAAAGGAAUGUUCUAGACAUUUCCUAUGGCUAUAAAUGAGUCAUUUGGCUUUUCUUCAAAAUUUAGGUAAUAAGGGAAUCAUGAUAUGUAAAAUGAACUCUGAACAGAGAAUCUGUGAUUCUGUUACUAAUUGACACAUUUUGUAAGGGCUAGUGGCUUCUCUAAGCACUUGGUUUUUUCUAUUUAUAAUAAUCCUUUCAUCCUUCACAGGGUUACUUUGAGGACUGAAUUAGAUAAUGGAUGUAAAAGAACUUUGUAAUAUGUAAAGUGCUUUGCAAAUAAAAAUGAAUACUGUUAUUUAUCUGCCAUAGUUUUAUAUCUAAGGAAGUUUUACAUGUUGGUGUGAUAUUACCCCAUGUAAGAUCUUUGAAAGCCAAUCCCACAUUUAAGUAGAGAGGCAUGAUAAAUUCUCACCUUUCUAAAAUGACAGUAGUUUAAAUUGAACAUAAAACUAUUCCAUUUAUUCCCUUUCCUUGUUUCUAAAGUCUCUAAAGCUAGGUUCAGUGUGUCUUCAUACCUUUAUCGCCCAAAUCUAACAUGGAACCUGGCUUAGUAUCGAAGUUUUGUUAAGUUUUACAGAACUAAUGAAUGACCCUCUCUAAUGAUCACUUCUAGUCACUAUUAUAGAGCAGUAAUAGUCAAAGGGUAUUCUGAAGCCCAUUAGCAGUUUUUCAUAUGGUCAAGGCCAUUCUAAACUCCAAAUAGUAAACAUCUCUCUUUGUACCAAGAAGUAGU